Messenger RNA from Daucus carota subsp. sativus, 1272 nucleotides. RefSeq lists its product as uncharacterized. Lineage: Eukaryota; Viridiplantae; Streptophyta; Magnoliopsida; Apiales; Apiaceae. The record is from RefSeq and is a predicted model, not a curated record. The transcript has a single exon. The coding region runs from base 1 to 1272 and encodes 423 amino acids. Gene Ontology annotation, molecular function: RNA-DNA hybrid ribonuclease activity; nucleic acid binding.
AUGGAGAAGUUAGCAUACGCACUAAUUUUGGCUUCCUGUAAACUAAGGCCUUACUUCCAGGCCCACAAGAUUGAGGUACGAACAUCCUUCCCUCUCAGACAAGUCUUACACAAGCCAGAAGCCUCUGGUAGGAUCAUGAAAUGGGCAGUCGAGCUAGGCCAAUUUGAUAUAGAGUACAAGCCAAGAACUGCUAUUAAGGGGCAAGCAUUAGCUGACUUCAUCAUGGAAUUUCCACCCACUUUUGAAGUUGAAGGGAUGGAAUGCGUACCUGAACCUCAGUCUCCAAUAGCCAUACCCGAGAAUUGUUCCCCUUGGUGGAACUUGUACGUCGAUGGGGCUGUCAAUCGAAAUGGGGUCGGGGCUGGCAUUGUCCUAGUCAAUCCGGAAGGCCAUAAGCUGCAAAGCUCCAUUCACUUCGACUUUAAAGCCACCAACAAUGACGCGGAGUAUGAAGCCCUAAUAGCGGGGCUGAAGCUAGCCUUGGAGAUGAAGGUGGAAAAUAUGAAUGUUUACAGUGAUUCAAUGUUGGUAGUCAGGCACAUCCGAGGGGGCUUCCAAGCUAGGGGUCCCCGUACCAAUCUUUACAUGCGGUAUGCCCAAGAACUAAUUGGGAAAUUCAGAGAGAUCAAGCUAGAGCAGAUACCAAGGUCUGAGAACGCAGAUGCAGAUGCCCUGGCUAAGCUAGGUUCACAGAGGGAUGCGCAUAUGCUUAGGGUGAUCCCCCUCGAAAUCCAAUAUCAGCCUAGCAUCCCCAAGAUUGAAGUCCUAGAUGUUGAGGUUGAAGAGUAUGACCUUUGGACAACCCCAAUUCAGGGAUACAUAGCCAACGGAACCCUGCCUACAGAUAAGGAUGAGGCUAGAAAAUUGAGAUACAAGGCAGCCCAAUAUGUAAUUUAUGAUGGAGUUCUUUACAAAAGUGGGUUCAACCGACCCCUCCUUAGGUGUGUUGUUGGGAUAAGAUGUGAGUACAUUAUGCGCGAGGUGCAUGAGGGAAUUUUUGGGAAUCACUCGGGGGGUGCCUCCCUCGCCCACAAAAUUCUCCGUCAGGGCUACUACUGGCCUACCCUCUACAAAGACGCUCAUGCCUUCGCCAAAGCCCGUGACAGCUGCCAAAGGUUCUCUAAUACAAAUAAGAAUCCAGCGGUACCCCUAAAGACCUUGACAAGCCCCUGGCCGUUUGCUGUUUGGGGUAUAGACCUGAUUGGUGAAUUACCCAAGGGAAAAGGAGGUGUGAAAUAUGCAGUUGUGGCUGUAGAUUUCCAAAUGGGCUGA